This is a messenger RNA of Clupea harengus (Atlantic herring), 1419 nucleotides long. Its product is annotated as metalloreductase STEAP4-like. NCBI's taxonomy places the organism in Eukaryota, Metazoa, Chordata, Actinopteri, Clupeiformes, Clupeidae. Gene Ontology annotation, biological process: copper ion import. The record is from RefSeq and is a predicted model, not a curated record. Gene Ontology annotation, cellular component: endosome; plasma membrane. Gene Ontology annotation, molecular function: ferric-chelate reductase (NADPH) activity; cupric reductase (NADH) activity.
GGUGAUUCUGCUGUCAUGACCGGGGAUCAUAAGCAGGGUGCGGUGUGCAUCUUUGGCACAGGAGACUUCGGCCGCUCACUGGGGCUUCGUCUGCUCCAGGCAGGAUAUGAGGUCGUGUUCGGCUCACGUGACCCUAAAAACAGGGCCAUUUUGCCCCAGGGUUCAAAGGUCAUGACCCACACAGAGGCAGCUCAGACGGCUCAGGUGAUCUUCAUAGCCGUGCAGCGGGAUCACUAUGAGUUCCUGACCUCUCUGACCCCUGCUCUGGAGGGCAAGGUGCUGGUGGACAUCAGCAACAACCUGAAGAGGGGCCAGUUCCCACAAUCCAACGCUGAGUACCUGAGCAGCCUGGUGCCGGGAGCGUCCGUGGUGAAAGGCUUCAACACCGUGUCAGCCUGGGCCCUGCAGUCAGGGGCGCUGGACGCCAGCCGACAGGUACUGCUGUGUGGGGAUGACCCUCAGGCUAAGCAGGCAGUAGUGAACAUUGCCCACAGUCUGGGGCUGACUACCCAGGACAGGGGCUCCCUUCGUGCGGCUGGGGAGGUGGAGGACAUCCCCCUACAGCUCUUCCCCAACUGGACGCUCCCUCUCUGGAUCACCACAGGGCUCUCCGCCUUCUUCUUCGCCUACCUGCUUGUGUAUGAUGUCACCUAUGCUUAUGUUGAGGACGGAAAAGACAACUUCUACCGCAUUAUGAUCGCAGUGCCCAAUAAGCUCUUCCCCGACGUCUCCCUGGCGAUGCUGGCUCUGUGCUACCUGCCUGGAGCUCUGGCGGCCAUCUUGCAGCUGCACAACGGCACAAAGCACCGGCGCUUCCCUGAUUGGCUGGACCGCUGGAUGCUGUGCAGGAAGCAGCUGGGAUUGGUGGCCUUGGCUUUUGGUCUUCUGCAUGUGCUCUACACCUUGGUCAAACCCAUCAGAUACAACAUCAUGCAUAGCGGAGACACUGGUGUGAUAAAACAGAUCAAAGAGAAUGUCACCAAGCCGUUUGACAACACGGAGGCCUGGAGGAAAGACUCCUACUAUUCCAUGGGCAUUCUAGGAUUCGGCAUGUUCCUGCUUCUGGGAAUCACCUCUCUGCCCUCCGUCAGCAACACACUCAACUGGAGGGAGUUCCGCUUCGUACAGUCCAAACUAGGUUACCUGACUCUGGUGCUGUGCACCGGCCACGGCCUGGUCUACGGCUGGAACAAGUUUCUGAAGCCUAGCAGGUACCACUGGUGUUUGCCCCCCUCCUACAUGCUCUCCCUGGUGCUUCCCUGUGUGGUCCUGAUGCUGAAGCUCGUCCUCAUCACCCCCUGCAUCCACCACCGCAUCACCCGCAUCCGGAACGGCUGGGAGAAGCCCGGAAAGAACCAAGGUCACCACACUACGGUCUCCUUGGGCAAAGCCACGUCUCUGUGAUGUAAUCAUGGCCAU